UUUUUGAAAAAUGGUUUCUUCUAGAACUUACAUUGAGGAAAACAGAAGCAAAGAGAUCCAAAGGCCGAGAUGAAAGCGUGAAUCUAAAGCCAGCCGCAGAGUCAGCCAAGCCAUAUAAAAGUAGGCUCCCUGCCCACCUCCAUACUCAAAUCGCCACCUUCGUCUCCGUCUGUCUCUCUCACUCGGCUGCGACUCUUAGAUUCUCUCUCUCUAUCGCCACUCGCCGCCUCGAAGCCCCAAUGGCUUUGCCGAACCAACAGACUGUUGAUUAUCCGAGCUUCAAGCUAGUCAUCGUCGGCGAUGGAGGCACUGGAAAAACCACUUUCGUGAAGAGGCAUCUCACUGGUGAAUUCGAGAAGAAAUAUGAGCCCACCAUUGGUGUGGAGGUUCAUCCACUGGACUUCUUCACAAAUUGUGGAAAGAUCCGCUUUUACUGCUGGGACACUGCUGGGCAAGAGAAGUUUGGCGGUCUUCGAGAUGGUUACUACAUUCAUGGGCAGUGUGCCAUCAUCAUGUUUGACGUUACUGCUAGGUUGACAUACAAGAAUGUUCCUACAUGGCACCGUGAUCUCUGCCGUGUGUGCGAGAACAUCCCUAUUGUUCUCUGUGGCAACAAGGUUGAUGUGAAGAACAGGCAGGUUAAAGCCAAGCAGGUUACCUUCCACAGAAAGAAGAAUCUGCAGUACUAUGAGAUAUCAGCCAAGAGCAACUACAACUUUGAGAAACCCUUCCUCUACUUGGCGAGGAAGCUUGCAGGUGACGCAAAUCUUCAUUUCGUCGAGUCUCCGGCCCUUGCUCCUCCAGAAGUGCAAUUUGACAUGGCUGCCCAACAACAGCAUGAAGCUGAGCUUGCGGCAGCAGCUGCCCAGCCUCUUCCUGAUGACGAUGACGAGGCAUUCGAAUAGACGGGGAGAUGACGCAUUUCAAUAGACCGUGGCAUAUUUCUUCUAGGACAUGGCUUUCAUUCGUUCUGCUGGGAUUUGAUUUUCAAAGUGUCAUGUGUUAGAACUUAGAACACAGGGCCUCUUUUAGUCAGAUUCAGCUACAGCAAACUAUUAGCUCUUGUUUAUCAUUGGUUGUGCUGUUAGUUAAUCGUAUGGAUGUUCGUUCUCCAGUAAAUUUCUCCUUGAAUUUGCGUUGCCUAAGGCCAAUAGUGUAUUUUCGGAACUCGAUUGUUUCCGAACUUCUAUAGAUUGAUUAGUUCCCUGUU
Molecule: messenger RNA, 1210 nt
Organism: Malus domestica (apple)
Lineage: Eukaryota; Viridiplantae; Streptophyta; Magnoliopsida; Rosales; Rosaceae
Product: GTP-binding nuclear protein Ran-3
Biological process (GO): ribosomal subunit export from nucleus; protein import into nucleus
Cellular component (GO): nucleus; cytoplasm
Molecular function (GO): GTP binding; GTPase activity
Source: RefSeq, a predicted model, not a curated record